Molecule: messenger RNA, 1569 nt
Organism: Recurvomyces mirabilis
Lineage: Eukaryota; Fungi; Ascomycota; Dothideomycetes; Mycosphaerellales; Teratosphaeriaceae
Exons: 2
Coding region: 1-1569 (522 amino acids)
Source: RefSeq, a predicted model, not a curated record
AUGACAGCCCGACAAGCCUACCUAGACUCCCACGCCAGUCUCAACGCAAGCAUAGACGACUUUGAUCUCCCCCAGAACUUCUCUCCAACCGUCCCCGAAUAUCCCUCCCACCACUCCGGCUUCCGAUCCCACGGAGGCUCAGAAUACAGCGAGCAAAGUUCACGGCGCUCCUACUCCCCACCCGCCUGGCGCAAAGCCGGGAGUUCGUGGUUCAAGCAACAUGCGGGUAGUCUUUCACCUAGCAGGAGUGGUGUGAGGAGUAAAGAGGCUAGUCCGCAGUACCAUGAUGCGGUUGAGGAGGACGACGAGGGUGAUGUGACUGCGUAUCGGUUUGCGACGAAUUUGCCUUUACCUGGGUCGCCUACAAAGGGGAGGAGUGUUAGUAAUACGCCUGAGCCGGAGUCCGUAAAUGCAGUGGAUAGAGGUGGUGGCGCGCAGCAGCAGCCGCAGGGAGUGAAUGCGCGAGAGCAGAGUGUGGAGACUGAGUCGCCUGAGGUGGAGACGCCUACACAGAGUAAUUGGACACUACUUGCUUGGAUGCUCGGCGUGCAAUUACUGUCUACUCCCAGCAGUGGCCCAGUACCGGAUCUGAUCAAGGUAGCUGGAUUGGCAAAAGCACUUGAACCAGCCAUCUACUACUCCGAGCGAGGUCAUACACAGAUCGGCGAACUACAAGAGACUGGAGUGGCGGUCUGGGAUCUUGGUGAAAGCGUGCGCAACACGAACAUGACAUCUGCACCGGUGAUCGUGCACCAACUGGAUGACCUUAGCGACAGCAUCAAGACUCUCGCCGUCGAACUCACACGCUUCUUUGCUGGCGUCGACGGCGAUAUCGACAAUAUCCUCAUCACAAUGGAAUGGGCGCAACGCGAGCUUACAGCUCUGUCAACCGUCCCACAAUCAACCAUCUCUAGUGUCUGGUCCAAUACCCACAGUCUCUUAAGCCGCGUAGGCCUCAUGAGCCAAGGCCAACUCGCUCAGUCCUUACUAGGACAAACACAUCAACAACUCACCCGCUCCACGUUGGAAAGAGUCUUCAACGAGUACCUAAGUGUGCUUGAAGAAAGCAUCAACAACGAACUCACGUACAGCAUGCAGCUCUUCCAGCUGUUCGAGGCCAUCGACAAGCAGUUCCUGAAUCUGCAGCGGAGUGUGAUACGUGAGCAGGACACGCAGGAGAGACUCGAGAACGACUUCCUCUCCUCUCUCUGGACAAAGGUGAUAGGUGUCAACGCCAGCAAACUCCGCAAGUAUGAGAAGAACAAAGAUCUCCUCGCCUCGGUUCGUGAUCGCACGGUGCGGAACAAACAUGUUCUUGUGGAUCAUAACCAGCGCCUACGUCAGUUGCAGAGUAAUCUGGAGACGCUGAGACGGAAAUUAGUUUCUCCUUUGGUCAGGAGUCAGAACAGUUCGACGUUGUCUGUGGAGGAGCAGAUCAAGGGGUUGGAGGGGACGUAUAGUCAAUUGAAGAGUUCCCGGGAGGUGCAGAGGAGGAAGAUGAUGGAGGUUGUCUAUGGCGCGGGUGAUAGGCGGCAUGGGGUGCCUGGGCACAUGAUCGGGGAGGAGUGA